Molecule: messenger RNA, 290 nt
Organism: Harpia harpyja (harpy eagle)
Lineage: Eukaryota; Metazoa; Chordata; Aves; Accipitriformes; Accipitridae
Product: progonadoliberin-2
Exons: 4
Coding region: 33-263 (76 amino acids)
Biological process (GO): multicellular organism development
Cellular component (GO): extracellular region
Molecular function (GO): hormone activity
Source: RefSeq, a predicted model, not a curated record
CACCGCCGCCACCGUCACCCGCCCGGCCAGCCAUGGCACCCCGUGGGUCCCUGCUGCUGCUGGCCCUGCUGCUGCUGGCCUCCGCCGUCCCCCGCUGCCCCGGCCAGCACUGGUCCCACGGCUGGUACCCGGGGGGCAAACGGGACCUCGCCCCCCCCCCCGGGCCCUGCAGGUCUCGGUCCCGUUCUUUCGCUGCCGCCCCCCCCCCGUGCCCCCCUGGGCGGGAGGAGCCGUUGCUGGGGGCUGCGCUGCGCCGCCGCUGAGCGGCACCCACCGACAGACCCCCCCGG